AAUUAACGUUCUAAUGAGGUUUGCACGGGCAGGCCAAUACGCUCGCGCGACGCGUACUUGGUUUCGGUUUUUCCACGCUCCAGUGCGCUUCGCCCUCCCCCUUUCUCUCUCUCUCUUCUCCUCGCUCUAUCGCUCCGCUUUUAUCUUCAAUCUUCCUCCGCUUUACUCCAAGAGGAGUAGACAUGGCGAUGGUGGCGACGGUUCCUGCUUUCCACAGCCACGUUAUCUCUAGUAUUGUUGUUCAAGGGAGGUCUGCUUUACCUGUUUUCUCCGCGGCCAAGACAGAGAGGAAGGGGAGAGGAAGACUGAGGGUGGUGGGCGAGCAAUGCGAGGAGGUAGCUGAAUCGAGAGCCAAAGUAAGAAGUGGGGAGAUUCUGUUGUGCUCCAUUGCUCCCUAUCCUCUUCUCCUCGCGUCUGCGCUUCCUGGAGCUUCAGCAGUAAGAUCUAUCUUUGAGCCAUUUGUUGAACUAGUGAAGACAUGGAACCUUCCUGAAUGGCUUGUCCACUGGGGUCAUCCAGGAAAUAUGGCAGUUGUUCUUUUUGCAAUGGGUGGUUAUGGAACAUAUCUUGGAUUUAGAAUUAGAUUAUCAAAAGAUACAGAGGAAAAGGCCAAGGCCAAGGACCUGCAUCCAAAGCUCCUAGGAGGCAUGUUUUUCUUCUUUGCUCUUGGUGCUACUGGUGGAAUAACUGCUUUAUUGACUUCUAAUAAACCAAUUUUCGAGAGCCCUCAUGCUGUUAGUGGAUUUCUCGGUCUGGCACUCUUGACAGUUCAGUCUCUACUGCCGACCUUAUUUGAGGAGAGUCCAGGCAUGAGGACAGUACACGGUCUUCUUGGUAGCAGUAUCAUGACACUUUUUCUCCUACAUGCAGCAUUAGGACUUCAACUUGGCCUCAGCUUUUAGAACUAUGUAUUUGUAUUGGUACCGACUAUUUCAGUAAGAAGCAUAUUUGAUAGAUGUUCAUGUACUCAAAAGUUGUGUUUGAAAUUAUGUAAAGGAUCAUAAUUGAAAUUUUUAAAAAGUUCUUAAAGCAGGAAAAGUCUUAUCAU
Zingiber officinale is the source of this 1048-nucleotide messenger RNA. RefSeq lists its product as uncharacterized. Gene Ontology annotation, cellular component: membrane. Gene Ontology annotation, biological process: respiratory electron transport chain. The record is from RefSeq and is a predicted model, not a curated record. The transcript is spliced from 6 exons. Bases 183 to 902 code for a protein of 239 amino acids. NCBI's taxonomy places the organism in Eukaryota, Viridiplantae, Streptophyta, Magnoliopsida, Zingiberales, Zingiberaceae.